Messenger RNA from Micromonas pusilla CCMP1545, 1830 nucleotides. RefSeq lists its product as uncharacterized. The transcript is spliced from 2 exons. NCBI's taxonomy places the organism in Eukaryota, Viridiplantae, Chlorophyta, Mamiellophyceae, Mamiellales, Mamiellaceae. The record is from RefSeq and is a predicted model, not a curated record. The coding region runs from base 1 to 1830 and encodes 609 amino acids.
AUGGGGAAGAAAGGUUUCAACCGCCGGAGGGGCGGCGGCGGCGGCGGCGGCGGCCGCGCGGCGGCGCAGACGGAGGCGGAGCAGUACGCGGAGCUCCUCGAGCUCCUGAGGCGGCACAACGAAUCGUCCGAGGCGGAGCGGCGACGCGCGAAGAAUCGAUCGCGAUCGGUCCUCGCGCUCGCGCUCGCGCUCGCGCAGGUGAUCCUCGGGAUGUUCCUCCUCGCCGCGGAGCAGCUCUUCCCGAAGAAGGAGACGUACGAGCGCAGGCGAGGGCGGACGAUGCCGGAGACGACGACCGAGGAGGCGCGCGGACGCGGCGCGGACGGCGGCGACGCGUCGUCCUCGGGGGCGGGGGCGGGAGGGCCAGAUCCGAACGCCGAGACGGACGAGCCGUCGAUCAAGGUCGCGAGCGACCCGUUCGAGGUCCUGGAGUUGGACGCCACCACCGCGACCAAGGCGGACGUCACGAGGGCGUACAGGAAGCUCGUCGCGAGGUGGCACCCGGACAAGAACGGGCAGAGCGCGGAGAGCGUCGCGAUGACGCAAGCCAUCAACGCGGCGCGCGCGCAGUGCGUGAAGAAGCUAGAGGGGGGCGUGGAGCGCGACGACGGCGACGAAAACGCGGCCGGCACCGCGGAACGCGGUGACGACGACGACGCGACGGACAGCGACGACGACGUCGGCGGCGCGGACCACGAGGAGAAAGCGAGGCGACGCGCGGAGCGGGCGUACAGGAAAGAGUUGGAGAGGGCGGAGCGCGAAUACGCGCGACGGAGGAAAGAGGAACGGAGACGCGUGAGGGAAGAGGCGCGCAAACCCGGGGGGCGGUACCGGCGACAGAAGGCGGCGCACGAGCACGCGCGGAGAGAGAGCGCGAAACGCGAGGCGGAGGAAGGGGGCGGCGCGGGCGCGGAGGGCGAGGGGGACGCCGCGAACGCGAACGCGAACGCGAACGCGACGCGCGUCAACAGGAAGAAGAAUAAGAAGAACAAAAAAGACAAGAGCGGUCGAUACAGGGCCGACUCGGACGACGACGGCGACGAGGCCGGCGGCGACGGCGAGGGCGGCGCGCUCCCGCCCGGCGCGCCGAAACCCCACCAUCUUCGCAUGGAGCGGUGCGCGCACGACGUCGCGUGCGCGAUCCGCGCGGGCGCGAACCUGACGCUCUACGAACUCCUUCAGUUCGCGUUCCCGCCGCUCCUCGAGGUGGACGAAGACGGCAACACGCCGAUGCACUACGCCGCGCGUUUCGACCCCGCGCUCGUGGACGUGAUCCUCACCGUCGUCGGCGACGAGUGGACGCGCGCGGUCUUGAUCGAGAACAACCACGGAGAGAAGCCGGUCGACGCGCUGUCGCCGGAGACGGAGGACGUCACCGCGGAGACGGCGGCGGCGGCGGACCGAGGAAAAGACAAAGACGACGGCACCUCGCCCGCCGCGCGCGAGGCGCGAGAGCGCUUUAGAGAGGAGGCCGCGGCCAACGCGGAGCUCAGUCGCCGCGGCGCCGCGCGGCUGCGGCAGCUCACGGCGCACGCGAUGGACAAGGAGGAGGCGAGGAAGCGCGCGGAGCGUCGGACGUUUGACGCGUUCGGUUUCGGCCGCCUCAGCGUCGUGAUCGGCGGCGCGUGCGUCGUCGCGCGCGUCGUCUUGUGGACGAACGUGUGGUUCAGAUGGUGGUUCGCCAUCGGCGGGGGUCUCGGCGUGCUCGUCUGGGGGCUCGCGCACUUUGGCGUGAAGGACAUGAAGGACGCGGCGGAGGAGGGCGGCGAGGACGCGGGGGCGGCGGCGGCGGCCGGGGGCGGCGGCGGCGCGCACCCGCACGAGGAAUGA